AUGACUGAAGACACUCAAGCCAAGGCGACCGGUCGUGGUAAGUACUUCUACCGCGACCUUGUCACAUUCCAGGUCGAAAGCACGACCUAUCGCCUACCCAGAGAAGGGUUCGAGAGGCAGUCUGAGGUAUUCAAGAGCAUGUUCGAACUUCCUCAGCCAGAGGGCCCGAUUCUUGAAGGAGCGGGCGAAGAUAACCCCAUAAAGCUGGAAGGAGUGUCGACGGUGCAGUUUGAAAGUUUGGUGGAGAUCUUAUACCCAUCACAGGUACCCUACACGCCGUUGAAUAAGGAUCAACUCCUCGCAGCGUUGGGAAUUGCACAACGCUGGGAAAUGAACGAGGUCAUCCAUUACAUCGAAUCCGCCCUUUUGCGACUGAAACUUUCUGAUCUGGAGAAGACAGCCCUAGGGAAGAAACACGGCUUGAACAGGUUACUCGUCGAAGGGUACUUGCCCCUCGUCACAGGAUCUAGGGCGCUAGGUUUAGAGGAUGCAGCAGUGAUUGGCUGGGACUGUGUAGGUCAGCUUCUGUACCUGAGGCGGCUAGUGGACGCCAAGUUCGCGCGAGAAAGGCGAUGCGGAUGGGAAGACCUUGCAUGCAUCAAGUGUGGCGGCUGCCCUCGAGAAAAUCGUGCGUGGGUCUUUUCAGAUUGCAACUGUGCCAAGGAGAACAAGGCGACUCUGGACGUUGUUAGAGUCAAGGUUGUCACCGAGGAGCCAUGGUCGGGACCGACAUUGGAAAAGAUACGAGAGUUUUGCAGAGAGACUAUGGCGAAGGAAUUGGGGAUAGAGUCGGGUGCCUAG
Coprinopsis cinerea okayama7#130 is the source of this 801-nucleotide messenger RNA. RefSeq lists its product as hypothetical. The record is from RefSeq and is a predicted model, not a curated record. Bases 1 to 801 code for a protein of 266 amino acids. Gene Ontology annotation, molecular function: protein binding. NCBI's taxonomy places the organism in Eukaryota, Fungi, Basidiomycota, Agaricomycetes, Agaricales, Psathyrellaceae. The transcript is spliced from 4 exons.